Molecule: messenger RNA, 1551 nt
Organism: Trichosporon asahii var. asahii CBS 2479
Lineage: Eukaryota; Fungi; Basidiomycota; Tremellomycetes; Trichosporonales; Trichosporonaceae
Product: aminopeptidase N
Exons: 1
Coding region: 1-1551 (516 amino acids)
Biological process (GO): peptide catabolic process
Cellular component (GO): cytoplasm
Molecular function (GO): zinc ion binding; peptide binding; metalloaminopeptidase activity
Source: RefSeq, a predicted model, not a curated record
AUGGGCUACCUCGUGUCUACGGAGCAGGCAGGCUACAACGGAUCGUGGAUAUCCUUUGCCCUCGGCCGGAAGCAGUGGGCUUACGUUGCCGACACCCGUCCUUCGACCCACCCCAUCGCGGCCGACGUUCCCGACCUCGAGACCGCCCGCCAGGUUUUCGACGGCAUCAGCUAUGCCAAGGGUGCUUCGGUGCUGAAGCAGCUCAUGGCGUACGCCGGACGCGACGCCUUCCUCGACGCCUCCAAGGCGUACUUCAACAAGCAUGCCUUCAGCUCGACGACACUUGACGACUUUGUCUCGUGUCUGAAGGACAGCUCUGAUGCCGACCUCUCGACCUGGGUGCCGUCGUGGCUCGAAACUUCUGGCCCGUCCAUCAUCACGACUGAGCGGGAUGGUGACAAGCUGUUUGUAACGACCGAGUCGGUGGAUGCCAUGACGGGCAAGCCCGUUCAGCGCAACCACCGCGUGACCGUCUCAACCUUUGCGCGCGGCGACAACGGCGUGAAGCGCACCGCCAGCGUCUCCGUCCUUCUCGACAAACCCCGCGUCGAGGUGCCCCUUCCUGAGGGAACCGCCGUUGACCUCGCGAUCGCCAACGAUGAGGACCUGACUUACGCGCUUCUUCGCUUCGACCCCAAGUCGGUCGACGUCCUGACGGAGAACAUCUCCUCGCUUGAGCCCACGCUCACGCGUGCCGUGGCCUGGUCGGCGCUCUGGAACAUGGUCCGCGACGCCAAGCUCCCCGCCGCUCGCUUCCUCGAGGCCGUGCAGAACAACAUCCUCGCCGAGGCCGACUCGGGCAUUCUCGCUCUCGUCCUCGGGCUGGCGGGUGAGGCGACCAGCUUCUUCCUGCCGCCCAAGGCGCGCCCUGAUGCGGCCGCGAACCUCAUCAAGACCCUCUCCAAGGGUCUCGCGGCAGCCGAGCCCGGCAGCGACCAGCAGCGCCAGUGGGCGAACGCACUCGUGCGGGAGGCUGCCGACUCGCCCUCCGGCGAGUCUCCCCUCCGCGACCUGCUGGCCGGCAAGGUGUCAGGCCUGGAGCUGACGCCGACGCUGCGCUGGCGCGCGCUCGCCUCGCUCGCCGCGCUCGGCAAGACGGACAAGUCUGAGCUCGACGCCGAGUACAAGCGCGACAGCACCAUGACUGGCGCGACCGCUCUCGCGCGCGCCGAGGCGUCCUUCCCGGGCGUCGAGGUCAAGCGCCGGGUGUGGGACGAGCUCACGACCGAGUCGCUCACGAACGACAGGCAGGGGGCGCUCAUUGCCGGCUUUGCGCAGGGCCCCUCAAGCGACAGGAAGGAGUUUGUUGCGCCGUACUUUGCGAACCUGACCAAGUGGUGGAAGGAGAUGACGAUGACGAUGGCGACGCGGCUGGCGCGCGGCGUCUUCCCCGGCUCGAGCAUUGAGGAGGGCAAGCUGGGCAGCAACGCGGUCGAGAAGGCGGCCCAGGCGUGGCUGGACCAGAAUGAGAACGCGGCCAAGUCGCUCAGGAGGAUCGUCAUUGAGGGACUCGCGGGACUGAGGCGCCAGCUCGCGGCGCAGGAGCUGUAG